AUGCCGCCGAAGCGCUCCAUCGGAGGGAGUGGUGACGCCGGGGCUAGUGAAGCACCCGCACAGCGCGUGAAGCUGGCCACAGAGGUUUCUGUCGCCGCCGACGAGGUCUCGCGCGGGCAAUUGGUAUGCACACAGAUGAGGCUCCGACCAGCGCCGGCGCCGGAUGUAGAUCUUGGACCCGGCUAUGCGGCCAGAAACGCCCCUGGACCUGAGGAACCAGUAGAAUCUCCGGCGGACCGCAUCAGGGAUCUCUCGGACGGGAUCCAUGGGGAGAUCAUCUCCCUUCUCCCCACCAAGGAUGGCUGGCGCACACAAGUCCUUACAUCUCGGUGGCGCACUCUAUGGCGCACCGCGCCUCUUAAUCUCGACUGUUGUCAACUAUCUGUCGAUGAUGAUUCUAAACUCCCCGGAGCCAUCAUAUCCUCCCACGAGGGCUCCGUUCAAUGCAUCUGCAUCUCGGCAUGCUACCUGCUGGACAUACCCUGCAUGGUGGCCGCCUGGCUGACAUCCCGUCAAUUCGAUAAACUCCAGCAGCUUGAGUUCUACCAUGACUAUGUGUGUAACAUACCACGAACCGAUGUAUCUAUGCCCUCACCACCGAUGUCCAUCACAUGGUUUUCCUCCUAUCUCCACAUCGCCACCUUUGCCGGUGCCAUCCAGCAGACAAUCUGGUACAAAUGCUUCGACUCCCACUGCUAA
Messenger RNA from Aegilops tauschii subsp. strangulata, 699 nucleotides. The record is from RefSeq and is a predicted model, not a curated record. Lineage: Eukaryota; Viridiplantae; Streptophyta; Magnoliopsida; Poales; Poaceae.